This is a messenger RNA of Empidonax traillii (willow flycatcher), 1488 nucleotides long. RefSeq names its product hyaluronan binding protein 4 (gene HABP4). Gene Ontology annotation, cellular component: nucleus; cytoplasm. The transcript is spliced from 7 exons. The record is from RefSeq and is a predicted model, not a curated record. Bases 3 to 1136 code for a protein of 377 amino acids. Gene Ontology annotation, biological process: positive regulation of translational initiation; positive regulation of RNA splicing. Lineage: Eukaryota; Metazoa; Chordata; Aves; Passeriformes; Tyrannidae. Gene Ontology annotation, molecular function: RNA binding.
CGAUGAACGGGGCGAUGCGCAGCCCGGUGGCCGCCGUCAUGCAGGAGAGCUUCGGCUGCGCCGUCGCCAAUCGCUUCUACCAGCUCCUGGACGACGAGUCGGACCCCUUCGACCUCCUGCGCGAGGCCGAGCGCCGCCGGCGGCAGCAGCAGCAGCGCAAGAAGCGCGACGAGGCGGCGGCCGCGGGCAGAGCCGGGCCGGGGGAACGAGCCGUGCCGGGGGGCGGCAGGAAGGAGAGCCAGAAGGAGCGCAGGCAGCCGGGGGGCUCCGCCACCGCCACCGCCGAGCCCCCGCAGACAGGCCUGAAGCAAGCACCUCGGCGGGGAGAGCAGCAAGGGUUCAGUAACAGGGGAGCAGAGGGGAAGCAGGACAAGGCUGAAUGGAGACCAUCUCUCAGGGAAUACCGUCCUGAUGGAACACAAAGACAGGUGGAGUUCCAAGUGGAGAAAACAAAAAAUCUGACUAAUUGUCAUCUUUGCAGACCGGUGGAGAGAAUAGACUAUGAAAGACCAGUAAGAGGCCGUGGUGGAGGACGAGGUGCAAUGCGAAGCAGAGGAAGAGGUGGUAGAAUAAACAGAAGUUUUGAUGGCUUUGACCAAAGAGGAAAACGAGAAUUUGAAAGGCAGAGUGGGAGUGACAAAACUGGGAUGGAACAGGCUGCACCUAUGGAAGAGACUGUAGAAACUGCUGAACAGCCAGGGACGUCUGAAGGAGAGCCCCUGAGCAAAGCUGCUGAAGCAGAGCCAGUGGAAGAAGUAGUUCAAGAAAUGACAUUAGAUGAGUGGAAAAGUCUUCAGCAACAGAACCGACCAAAGCCUGAAUUCAACCUGCGGAAGCCAGAAUCCACUGUCCCUUCCAAAGCAGUGGUGAUUCACAGGUCAAAAUAUAGCGAUGAUUUGCAAAAAGGCGGCCUUGAAGAUGAUUCUCAUGUCUUUCGGAAACCCGUGAAUGACAUCACAUCUCAGCUGGAUAUCAAUUUUGGGAGCCUCCCUCGCCCUGGCCGUGGAUCAAGAGGAGCACGAGGCGGUCGUGGCCGUGGCAUAAGAUCUGAAGAGAUCAGACCUCAAUCAAAAGUAGUGGUGCAGCCUGUUGCUCCAAAUCCUGAUGAUCCUGAGGAUUUUCCAGCUUUGGCUUGAAGAACCGUCACGAGUGGCGGCAUCCCAAAGUAGCUCUGGAGUAGCUGUGAAGAGACCAGUUUUGUGCUGAUGGGGAUAAAGAAAGCCUGUUUCCCUCUGGAAAAGUUGUUUAGGUGUUUGGUGUGAAAUGAUUGCAGCUGCCUGCUAGUAGAGUGGGGCCCUAGGAAUGUGGAUGGCCUGGGAUCCUGUCACGGGUCCCGGUGUCUGCCUUCCUUUGUGAGAACCGAGGGAAGGCUCACAGGGCUUCACUACCAGGCUUCAAAUGGAGUUAAAGGGAACAGUGCUUUCAAAAAAAAAACACGUGUAUAUAAGAGAUUCUAUCAAGUUCCUCGUGACACUGAGGUGAAAUGUG